AUGGAUGAGUUUACUCCUUAUAUAAAGGACCAAUUGACCUUCUCUCUAUGGGAUUAUGGAGUAUUUUCUGCUAUGCUGUUUGGAUCCACAGGAAUUGGAUUGUUCUAUGCACGUGGAGGGCAGACAUCUGAUGAUUUCUUCACAGGGGGCAGGAGUAUGUCAGCUGUGCCUGUAGGAUUGUCUCUAUCUGCUAGCUUCAUGUCUGCUGUGCAAGUGCUUGGAGUGCCAGCUGAAUCGUAUCUAUACGGUGCCAAGUUCCUGUGGAUGAUUAUGGGGCAGAUUUUAAACAGUCUCCUAACUGCCUACAUCUUUAUGCCAAUCUUCUAUAGGCUGGGGAUCACAAGCACCUACCAUUAUUUGGAAAUGAGAUUCAGCAGAAGUGUGCGACUCGUUGGCACUAUCCAGUUCCUUAUUGGGACUAUCUUAUACACUGGUAUUGUUAUCUACGCUCCUGCACUAAUUCUCAACCAAGUAACGGGGCUGGAUAUUUGGGCCUCCCUGUUUUCUACUGGAGCAAUCUGCACAUUUUACACAUCAGUGGGUGGUAUGAAAGCUGUGAUCUGGACAGACGUCUUCCAGGUGGUGGUAAUGAUCACUGGGUUCUUUGCAAUCGCUAUUCGUGCAAUCUUGCUUGUUGGCGAAGGCUCUGAAGCCCUGGAUAUUGCAAGAAACUACUCCAGGAUUAAUUUUGGAGACUUCGACCCAGACCCCCGCAGACGUUACACUUUUUGGACCUUUCUCUUUGGUAGCACGUUCUUAUGGCUAUCCAUGUAUGGCGUCCAUCAGGCGCAGGUCCAGCGCUACAUAGCCUGUAAGACUGAGACUGAAGCCAAGCUGUCAAUCCUGGUGAAUCAAGUGUCCCUAUGCGUCAUAGUGUCAAUUGCAGUCACCUGUGGCAUUGUAAUGUUUACAUUCUACAUAAAAUGUGACCCUUAUCUGGCUGGAUAUGUCUCAGCUCCUGACCAGUACAUUCCAUAUCUGGUGUUGGAGAUAUUUGAACAUUAUCCAGGUGUCCCUGGGCUCUUCCUUGCCUGUGCAUACAGUGGGACCCUCAGCACAGCAUCUACAAGUAUCAAUGCCAUGGCUGCUGUGACGGUUGAGGACCUUAUUAAGCCAAAGUAUCCACAUAUUGCUGUGAAGAAGUUGAUAUUAAUUUCAAAGGGUCUUUCUCUGGCUUAUGGGUGCGCGUGUAUUAUAGUAGCUGCCUUAUCAUCAUUUCUCGGUGGUGGCGUGCUUCAGGGCUCCUUUACGAUAAUGGGAGUGCUCAGCGGCCCACUGCUUGGGGCAUUUAUGCUGGGAAUGCUUUCCACUUCUUGCAACACUACUGGUGUGUUUUCAGGUCUGGCUGUCGGCUUUUGCCUGUCUCUUUGGAUAGCUGUUGGAGGUACCAUUUAUCCCCCAACCCCAGAAAUAAUGGGAAUGCUGCCCAUCUAUGCAGAACACUGUCCUCUUUAUAACUCUAGCCAAGGGAUCAUCUAUGGCCCACCUCCUCCACUAAACAUUACUGUUCCUCUAGACAGGCCAAAAAUUGCUGAUGAAUUCUACUCUUUGUCCUACCUGUAUUACGGUGCAAUAGGAACCUUUAGUACAUUUCUAUGUGGAAUUCUCGUCAGCCAGUUUACAGGUCCUACCAAAAGAGAAACAUUAGCUCCAGGUUUGGUGUGGUGGGACAACACAACAGCAUCCCGUUUAAAAUCAGAGGAGAAACCAGAAACUGAGAAGGAUUCUCAAGCCGUAGACAAGAUUGCCAUUCAAAACUCGUCACUUGAACUUAACCAAGACUUCUUAAAAUCGGAGAAAAAUGACUUAAUGUUGAAACCAGACCAAAGCGCUUUCCCAGGGAAGGAUCUGAAGAGUGUUCCGGAAAACACAGGGACUACUUUUUGGUCUAGCAACAAGUCUAACAGAGAUUCUUACAUAUAGAUCAUCCUCACAGUGAGAGCGGGAUCCAUUCAUUACUUCGACAGUGACACAGAGCCUGCUAAACAUACAAAGUGCACAAGAGAUAUU
Messenger RNA from Pseudophryne corroboree (corroboree frog), 2010 nucleotides. RefSeq names its product solute carrier family 5 member 5 (gene SLC5A5). Gene Ontology annotation, cellular component: extracellular exosome; membrane. Bases 1 to 1923 code for a protein of 640 amino acids. Gene Ontology annotation, molecular function: sodium:iodide symporter activity. The record is from RefSeq and is a predicted model, not a curated record. Gene Ontology annotation, biological process: sodium ion transport; iodide transmembrane transport. The transcript is spliced from 15 exons. Lineage: Eukaryota; Metazoa; Chordata; Amphibia; Anura; Myobatrachidae.